Messenger RNA from Trematomus bernacchii (emerald rockcod), 1935 nucleotides. RefSeq names its product OTU deubiquitinase 5a (gene otud5a). The record is from RefSeq and is a predicted model, not a curated record. Lineage: Eukaryota; Metazoa; Chordata; Actinopteri; Perciformes; Nototheniidae. The coding region runs from base 288 to 1898 and encodes 536 amino acids. Gene Ontology annotation, molecular function: cysteine-type deubiquitinase activity; K63-linked deubiquitinase activity. The transcript has 10 exons. Gene Ontology annotation, biological process: protein deubiquitination.
CAGAUUGUGUUGAUGUUUUGCGGACUGGACGAACGGCUGGAGAGAAACGGGAAGAUGUUUUUGUUCCUCUAAACCGUCGAAAAGAAGCCGAGUCGCCGGUCCUCUGAUCGGUUCCGGUUCUUUAAUCGCCUUAACUCGGUAAUUCUUACCGAACGGCCGGGCCGGAGGGCGAACACACCGAACAGUUUGAUCCAGAAAGGGAGGACUCGUCGCCCUCUGACCCCCCCCCCCCCCCCCAACACACACACACACACACACACACACACACUCACACACACACACACACCAUGACGAUUCUCCCGAAGAAGAAGCCCAGUUCUGGGGUCGGUGUGUCGGAUGAUGACAGUAGGACCGGUCCGGACGCUCACCCCGGUCGCUCCGGAGCCCGGCAGAGAGCCUCUCCGCCGCCCUGGUCCUACCCGCCCGCUCCGCCCUCAGACCGGCGGGGCAUCGAGGCGAGCACCCGGCCGCAACAGGCCUCGCCGCCGCCCGUUGGCUCCGUGUCUCCCGGAGGACCGACAGACAGCCCCAUGGUGCCCGGUUCCUUAGCGGUGUCUUCCGGCGGCUCUGGUGGCAGCUGCUGCUCCGGGCCCGGGCUCAGUAAGAGGAGAAGGCAGACACAACAAGGCAGCUGCUCCGCCGGGGUGGUGGCGGCUCUCACCGGAGGAGGCCAACCGGGGGUUACCGGACCAGGGGGGGGCACCAGCGGCCAGGACACCGAGGAAGGAGCCGGGAACAACAGCGAGGACGAGUACGAAAACGCGGCCCGGUUGCAAUCGAUGGACCCGGCGACGGUGGAGCAGCAGGAGCACUGGUUUGAAAAAUCUCUGGGGGAGAAGAAGGGCUUCGUCAUCAAGAAGAUGAAGGAGGACGGAGCGUGUCUGUUCAGAGCUGUCGCUGAUCAGGUGUAUGGAGAUCAGGACAUGCAUGAAGUGGUCAGGAAACACUGUAUGGACUACCUGAUGAAGAACGCAGACUAUUUCUCCAACUACGUGACGGAGGACUUCACCACAUACAUCAACAGGAAGAGGAAAAACAACUGCCACGGCAACCACAUCGAGAUGCAGGCGAUGGCGGAGAUGUACAACAGACCGGUGGAGGUUUACCAGGACGGCACAGAGCCAAUCAACACGUUCCACGGUAUCCACCAGAACAACGACGAGCCAAUCAGAGUCAGCUACCAUCGCAACAUCCACUACAACUCGGUGGUGAACCCCAACAAGGCCACCAUCGGGGUUGGGCUGGGCCUGCCCGCCUUCAAACCCGGGUACGCCGAGCAGACGCUGAUGAAGUCGGCCAUCAAGACGUCGGAGGAGUCGUGGAUCGAGCAGCAGAUGUUGGAGGACAAGAAGCGAGCGACGGACUGGGAGGCGACCAACGAGGCCAUCGAGGAGCAGGUGGCCCGCGAGUCCUACCUGCAGUGGCUACAGGACCAGGAGAAGCAGGCGAGACAGCCCCGUAAAGCCACGGCGACCUGCAGCUCGGCGACGGCGGCCGCCUCCAGCGGACCGGACGACUGGAGCGCCCGGUCGCCGCGGCAACGCGACUCCGACCCCUCCCACUCCCACUCUCACGUCGAACUCCCGACCCCCCCUACGUCGACCAACAACAAACCCCCUUCCCCCGCCGGGGCCGCCCUCAUCCUGAGCAAACCCCCGUCCCCCUGCGCGCCAGGUCCCAGUAAUCAGAGUCGUCAUCAAUUGGAGUACAGAGCCAUCAUGCAGGAGAUGUCACCUACAGCGUUUGGAAGCAGCAGUGUGGGUCUGACGGACUGGGAGGACGAUGAGAUCCUGGCGUCGGUGCUGGCCGUCUCUCAGCAGGAGUACAUGGACAGCAUGAAACACCAGAGCACCUCCGCCAUGCACCGAGAGCGAGAGCCGUCACCGGACAGCAGCUGAUAGCCGGCCGACACACAACCCCCCCCCCACACACACA